This is a messenger RNA of Linum trigynum, 486 nucleotides long. The record is from the annotation of a GenBank genome assembly. NCBI's taxonomy places the organism in Eukaryota, Viridiplantae, Streptophyta, Magnoliopsida, Malpighiales, Linaceae.
AUGUAUAUUUGCUUUGGUGCCAUGAAAAAUGGGUUCUUAGGUGGCGGCAGGAAGAUCAUAGCAUUAGAUGGUUGCUUUCUUGAGGGUUUAUGCAAGGGAGAGUUACUUGCCGCUGUUGGGAGGGACGCAAAUGACCAAAUGUACCCUAUUGCAUGGGUAGUGGUUGAAGUUGAGUUGAGAAGUUCUUGGGAUUGGUUUCUGAAAGAGUUAAAAGACGAUUUAUGCAUUGAGGAAGGGGCUGGUUGGGCCUUCACUUCAGAUCAAAUGAAGGGUCUUGUUCCAGCAAUAGUCGAACUCUUCCCUAAUGCUGAGCAUCUAUUUUGUGCACGACAUAUAUACAGCAAUUGGAGGAAGAAGUUCAGGAAUCGAGCAUGGGAGAAGAUGUUUUGGGCAUGUGCCAAGGGACCACUCCAAUUUCAUUUGACAGAGCAUGGAAAAGAUCAUCUACUGAAAAUAAAGAAGCUGCAACUGCAUUGUUGUCAAUAG